Messenger RNA from Astyanax mexicanus (Mexican tetra), 16259 nucleotides. It is a transcript of the gene hydin, whose product is annotated as HYDIN axonemal central pair apparatus protein. Gene Ontology annotation, biological process: cilium movement; axonemal central apparatus assembly. The coding region runs from base 174 to 15044 and encodes 4956 amino acids. The record is from RefSeq and is a predicted model, not a curated record. NCBI's taxonomy places the organism in Eukaryota, Metazoa, Chordata, Actinopteri, Characiformes, Acestrorhamphidae. Gene Ontology annotation, cellular component: axoneme. The transcript has 84 exons.
ACCUGCUUCUUGCUAUGGUUACCAACAAGCUGUGAAUGUUUGGGUAAAGGUGUGCGGGCUGAAUAGCGAACUCAGAGCUGUAUCAGAUGAGAAUAAAUGUGUCUGCAUUUCAUCAUUCUACCGACUAACACCCUGGAUACCAACGCUUUCUAAAGCUUAACCUACCUCUCAAGAUGCCAAAAGGGUUCAAAACAAAAGUAGGAACCUCAUCAAACUCCAAGCUGGUGGAAACAGAGAGUAAAUCCAAAUGGCUGUCUCCAUCUGUGUAUGCACAAGAGAUGUCUCAGACUACAGAGGAGCGAUUAGCUAAUACGUACGAGAUGCACCCACCUCGUAUUCUGGAGCUGUUAGACAUGAGCAUAACCACACACCAGAAGUUUUCCUCCCUGGAUGUGGAUCAGCCUUUGUUCCAGCCAUACCCAUCUGAGAUUGUGUUCCAGAACUUCUUGCCUUCUGAGAUGUACAAGGUGCCUCUGGUGUUGCGCAAUAAUGACAAGAUUCCUCGCUUGGUGAAGGUGGUUGUAGAAGACUCCCUGUACUUUAAAGUGAUCAGUACUGAAGACGUGGGCAGCAAAGUAGCCCCAGGCCUGACCUGUACCUUCACAGUUCUGUUCACCCCACAAGAGAACAAGGACUAUAUCCACCGGCUGAUUUGUGUGACUGAGAGGGAGACAUUUGAGGUGCCCAUCCGGGCAAUUGGGGUUCGUGCCAUCUUGGACUUUCCUGACCAGGUCCACUUUCCUCCGUGUCCAGUCAAAGGCUUGACACAGAAAACCCUUCUAGUGCGAAACAUUGGCAAUGGCGAAGCCAACUUUCAGCUCAGCACUCAGAGACCGUUCUCUGUAGAACCUGCAGUAGGAACACUUGGUGGUGGACAUAGUAUGCAGGUGACUAUUGAUUUUCUACCCAGAGUCACAGGAGACCACAGCCAACAGCUACUUCUCCACUACCACACAGGAGAGGAUGUCUACAUCAGUUUGUAUGGCACCUCUAUAGAUGUAAGUGUAAGACUGGACAGGAACUCUGUGCUGGUGGAGAAGACGUACAUCACCAUGGCCAACCAGCGCCGAGUGGCCAUCCUGAACAGAAGUGACACCAUAGUGCAUUACCAGUGGAAGAGUUUUGCCACAGAGGAUGAGGAGGAGCAGCACAGACUAAGGUUCUGUUCAGAGCUGCAGCCGGAGGAGGAUAAUGAGAUGGAGCAGAUUCUGACGGAGGGUGAUACUGACCUCACUCUGCGUGACCACCUCUUCCAGCAGCGGCGCAGGCAGCUUCAUCAGGACAGCCUAGUUUUCAGUGACCAGCACAUCAUCAUGGAGCCUCAGGAAGGGGACAUCUGGCCAAAGCAGACAGCAGAAAUCAACAUCAUCUUCAAACCUCAAGAAGCCAGACUCUACCAAGAGAUUGUGUACUGUGAUAUCACAGGCAGAGAAGCUCGUUUACCAUUACGUAUAAAGGCGGAGGGCAUAGGACCCAAACUGCAGUUUAACUUUGUUGAACUGGAUAUGAAGAAUGUCUUUAUUGGUUCUAAGAACUGCUAUGAGGUACUUGUCAGCAAUAAGGGACUUAUAGAUGCCCCAUACAGACUAGUGCCUCCCAGUACAGCUAUGGGACUGUGCUUCUCUUUCAACCCUGCUGAGGGCAUGGUGCCACCUGGGGCUUGCCAUGCUCUAGAGGUCUGCUUCUCCUCAGACAACUUGGGCAUCUUCUCUGAAGAGUUUUACUUCAUGGUGGAGGGGAACCCUCAGCCUCUCAGCCUCACCUUUAGGGGGUGUGUAAUAGGCCCAACGUUCCACUUCAGCGUCUCAGAGCUCAACUUCGGCGAGAUGUCCUUCGGCUUUCCUCAAACGCUGACAUGCCGUCUUAGCAAUACCUCACUGGUACCCAUGAGCUUUGGCAUGCGGAUCCCUGGAGAUGGCAUGGGGAAGGACAGUGUGACCAGUUCAGAACAGGUCUCACAGUUCAACAGGAAUAAUUGGAGGCCGGGAGACAGGGUAGCUGAGAGGCCUCAAGAAUUUAAAGUGAUGCCUAGGUCCGGCGCCAUUCGGGCUCUGAGCCAUAAAGACAUUCAGGUAACUUUCUGCUCAAACACAGUUCAGGAGUACAGCAUGUCUCUAGUGGUGGAUGUUGAAGGUGUGGGUGAGGAAGUCUUGGCUCUCCCCAUUAAGGCCAGAUGUCUUGUUCCUGAAGUCCACCUAGAGCGGCGUUUGCUCGAGUUCCAGAACUGCUUCAUGAAUUACCCCUAUCAGAAGUCUGUGACCCUGAUCAAUGUCUCAGAUCUCCCUGCAUGCUAUGGCCUUCUGGAGCAGGAGUAUGAGGAGAACCCAUCUCUGCUGUUCUCCAGUCCUCAACCACGAGGGGUCAUUGAACCAUGCAGUAGAGUGGAGAUUCCUCUGGUUCUUCAGGCCAAGGCACUAGGUCAACUGCACCACACAGCUUUCUUUGCACUGCUAGGCCAACAGGGUCCUCCACUGGAACUACUCCUGUCCUGCAUCGGUCAGGGCCCUGCCAUCUCCCUCUCUGCUACCAAGCUGCAUUUUGGCAACAUCCCAGUGCUUACUGACGUCCCAAGGUCGCUGCGGCUGUCCAACCAUUCUCCAGUCCCAGCCUGUUUCCAUGCACAAAUGGCUGGCAGCAGGUCUCAGUGGCGUGUGGAACCAGCAGAAGGAAAGGUUGCCCCGGAUGGACAUGUGGAGCUAAGGCUGGUGGCCCACCUGGACGACACACUGCCCUUCCAGGACACACUGCAGCUGGUCAUCCAGGACAGCCAAACCCAAACAGUUGAUGUGUCAGCCACGGGCACAGGCACCACCAUCAUCACUGACCGGCCCUUUGCCCCCAGUCUGGAUCUUGGAGGCCACUUCAGCUCCCGUCCAUGCCAGUACCACUUCAGAGUGACCAACAGGGGCCGCCGAUUGCACCAGCUCUUCUGGUCCACAGAGGGUUUUCCUCAGUUCCACCGCAAAAGCCUCCCACUCAAGAACACAUCCAGGAAUGGGAAAGCCAAAAGCCCAUUAGUGACUCCACUUCUUGAUGCCCCUGUUUUUACGCUGACACCCAUUUGGUUGAAGCUUGACCCGGGCGAAUCGGCUGACAUGCUGCUGGAGGGCUUCGCUGACACACCCAAAGUUGUGAGAGAAAGGCUGGUAUGCCUUGCUAACGUGGAGCACGAGACUGCAAAGAAACGCAUCAUGACUGUGGACAUCACAUGCCAAUUCAUUGCCCCAGUUCUAGACAUUUCUUCUCAGCAACUCAGCUUCUAUGUGGAAAAGGUUCCAGACAUGCCACUGGUGCCUCUGUAUGAGAGGCUGCUUCUGAAGAGCACGUCCACCCUGCCCCUCUCUAUGGAGCUCACCCUGGCUGAGCCGUUUGGACUUUGUGACCAUGCUGGAGAUAACACAUUCGCCACUUCUAAGAGUCUGGUGUUGGGUGUGGGUGCUGAGAUUGAGCUGUGGGUGCGCUUUGACCCUUCAUACCAGUCAGACCUCGUGAGCCGUGUGGCAGAAGUGGUGCUGGAGGUGCAGUACAGUGGCCACCCUAAGCGUGACUACGUGGCCCUGCGAGGGGAAGUGCACUUUCCCAACGUACACUUCUCCAGCAGUGUGUUGGACUUCGGGUGUGUGCUCAACCACACUGAAGCUCAGCAGCAGAUCACCAUGACCAACUGCAGCCCACUUCCUGUGUCUUACCACUGGACCUUCCUGCUGGACCAACAGCAGAUCUGCAUCAGGCAAAUUGAUGAUCAGAAGGCUUGGAUGGGAAAGGAACGACCAAAAGAGAAGGAAGACUCUGAGCUUGACAUGGAAGAGAGAGUUUCCUCCUCAGCUUACGACCGGGAUUUGCUGGAACUGGAUUCAGGACUAACUAAUGGCCAAGACAGCUCUACUCCACAUGACCAGGGGAUCAGUACAGCAUCACCCACUAUAACAGCAAGUGUAGGAGUGCAGGAGGUAUUUGACAUCUCGCCAAUCUUUGGUGUACUGCGGCCUGGCGAGAGCCAGCUGGUGACCUUCUCGUUCUUCGGAAACCCUGACAUUAGUGCCGAAGUGUUGGCACUUUGCCAAGUUGAGCAUGGCCCUACCUACGAGAUCAUCCUCAGAGGAGAGGCUUCCCUGGUUACAUAUGCUUUGGACACAACCGACAUUAACUUGGGCUAUCAGCUCUUUGACCGAGUAUCAGAGGCAGAGGUGACUAUAAAGAACACAGGGAGAGUAGGGUUUGAUUUCAGUGCUUUGCUAGAUGAUGAGCAACUGUCUUCUGAAAACCCCUUACCUGGCCAACCCCUUGUCAUUCCCAGCAAGGGCCACAUUGAGGCGAAUACAGAAAUGAGGCUCACAGUGUACUACCUGCCUGGAAUCCCAGAGGUUUUCGAGAAGACUUUCCUGCUGCAGGUGGCCUUCUUUGAGCCAGAGGUCAUUACCUUAAGGGGAGAAGGUAUCUUUCCUAGAGUGGUCCUGGACCUUCCCAGAGAUUUAGACAAGGAGCAGUAUAACUCAGUGGUAAAGGAGGCAAAAGAGGCAAUGGAAAGUGAGAGGCAAAGAGAGGAGGCACUGAGCAGACCUGCCACAGGAGAAGCUGAAAUAUGUGAAGAGGAUUACAUCCCCACUUAUGACGCUUUACUGCAGAUGGAAGUUGAGAGGCUCCUGGUUAAAGAACAUGCCAUAACUACUGAGAAAUCCCAACGCGACACUAGACUAAGUGAAACAUCCAUAUCCAGUAGCAAAUGGUACAAAAAGCCUAGCAGGUUUGUUUUGCCCGAAUAUGUCCUGGACUUUGGCUUUGUGAUCCAUGGCAGCAUCCAUACUCACAUUGUGAAAGUGACCAACACAGGGCCUGCUCCUGUGUCUUUUAGAGCUAAGCUUCAUUUACUUGCAGGCACAGGUUUCAGCACUGAGUUGGACAGGGUGAAGAAUCUGCCCUACUGUGAGACCGAGACCUUUGAGGUGAAGUUUGACCCGCUUGGUGCAAAUCUAGAGCUUGGGGAGAUUACCACCAUCUUACCUAUACAGGUACUGGGUGGUCCCAUGGUGCAGGUGCGUCUGCGUGCAGUAGUCACCAUGCCGUCCCUCACAGUCUCCACAGAUGUGCUGCAGUUUGACAACAUACAGUGUGGUCUGUGCCAGGUGGUCACAGUACAGCUGCACAACCCUGAGCAAGUACCUUGUGAAUGGAGCUUUAGGGUGGAGGAGCAGCCCAAGAAAAAGCCAAAGAAGAUUGUCCCCCUUCGCCUGAGACAGAAGGCCCGUUUCGAGCAGCUGCCUUCUCCGGCUGUCUUUGAAAUGCUGCCGUCCAAAGGUGUCCUCUAUCCUGGGGACAGGGUCAACGUCCAGGUCAAAUUCAGUCCAACUGAAGGGAGGGCAUAUAAAGAGAAGCUGGUGGUAGCUGUGGCUCAGAGCACUCAGCGGAUCCUGCUGCUGGCCCAGGGUCAUGGAGAGGAACCCCAGCUGGAGUUCUCCACCUCACUGCUGGAACUGGGCCCUGUACUGCCCUACAGUGCUGGGGAGGAGGCUGAGGUGGUGGUCCGUAACCUUUGCCACUUCCCCAUUGAGUUCUACUCAUUAGACUUUGACACACAGUACCUGGAGGAAGAGAAGAUCCUGCGCAUGAUGAAAGGCUAUGAUGCACAGAACAUGUUGCUGCUGCCCCCUCGUGCUCCUGGCCAGCCUCUGCCUGCUGAACUCCUGGACUACUACAAAGAACACCAGAGUCAGGAGCCUGAGCAGGAUCACACCAUGGAGGAAAGGGGGGUGGAUGUGGAUGCAGUAGCUGAACCAGCUGUAGAUGGGACAAUCACAGGCGCAGAAGGUGGCACAGUCAGCAGUGUGGGUGAUCUGGAAAUGGACCCUGUGUCCAGAGCCAUCGCUCGCCACGUGGGCAUUGAUCUGUCACCAGAUGGACAGGCUGCACGCAAUCGCAGGGGAAUUGCAAUUAUAGUGCACGGUGCCCCACUCUCAGGUAAGAGCAGCUUGGCAGUGAGCCUGGCGAAGCAGUAUGGUGCUGCUUGUCUGAAUAUAGAUGGUGUAGUACAGGAAGUUGUGUCGUCUGGAGUCAGCACAGCAGCCAUGCAGGCCAGAGAGCUGUGCGGCACUGCUACAGUGGAGCUCACACAGGGAACCCUGGAUGAAAGAGCUCCGUCUGUGUCAGAUGUAUUGGGUGCUGCUGGGUUGCCAGUGGAUGUGCUCAGUGUUGAGGCUGUUGCCAGACACACUGCAGAGGACGGUCAGGCCAAUGAUCCCAAACCUGCUGCAUCUUCCAUUUCAACCCACAAUAAGACCAUCACCACAGAACCAAAGAGGAGUGAUGGCUAUAACCCCACUGCUGUUUCUAUGGCUGCUCAAGUUCAGAGGCGUCCAAGUGAGAGCGUAAGUCUGAUGGGUGAGAUGGCAGCUAUAAGCAGCUUAUUGCCCGAUGAUCUUCUGAUUGAGAUUCUAUCAGAGAGACUACAGCUUAGCGACUGUCACUGCGGUGUAGUGAUUGACAGCUUGGAGACGCUGUACUGCUGUUCGCCGAGUUCCGUGCUUCAGAUCGUCCUCAAAGCCUUUAACAACCGCAAGCACAUCUACGUGAUCGACCUCAACAACAACUACCAUGCCUUCAAAGCUGAAGAGAGAGCUCGGGUGGAGGCGGCGGAGUCCUUGCAAAGGGAGCAGAUUGAGAGAGAACAGCUCCGACUGCAGGAGAUGGAUGAGUAUGAGUACGAUGCCCUGCCUGAGGAACAGAAAGAACGCAUAAACCUCUUACACCUGGAGGUGCUGAGAGAACACAAGCAAAGGGAGCAGGAGCGUUUGGAGCAGGAAGCGAGGAAGCAGCUGGAGGAAUUGGAAAGACUGCGAGAGGAGGAGGAAAUGAAGAAAAAAAACAAGAAAGGAAAAAAGGAGUUGCUUAAAGAAGAUUCAUCAGGGAAGAGAAACCACCUGGUAGGGAAACAGUCAGCGUCUGUGCAGCGCUCUGACUCUAGACUGGACCAGCACCCGAAAGAGGACAGGAAGAUGUCCCAUGUGGACAGAAAGGACAGCAGAGCCUCACUUUUGGAGAGCUCCAGAAAGCUUGAUGAGGGAGAAAACAAGAAGAAAGAUAGAAUCCUCCAUGAGGAUUCUCCGCUGCCACUGGACGACAUGGAGGGAGAAAUGAACUGCGAGGCCGACAGGCAUCUGCUCUACCGUUUCCGCCUGUAUGAGCAGAGCCUGCCGCAGAUCCAGCAUGUGCUGCAGCACUGGGACCGGACCCAGGGCCUUCUCCUUCAAUCAUUCUCCUCUGAGGAGCAGGCACAGGAGAAUGAGGAGGUUACCGAGCAGCAGGUGACCUCUGGUAAGAAGAACAAGAAGGAGCGUGAGAAAGAAAAAGUGAACCGGGAGCGACAAGAGAAGGAGAAGCAAAAAGUUGAGCUUCCGUCAACACCACCCAGCCAGACGCACUUGUUGUUUGAUGACACAGAGGCUACAAAGAGAGAGCUGAUACAGGAGAUUAUUCCUCUUAUCUGCAUCUCUGCGAGUGAGAAGGAGCUGCUGUGUGGAACCAAACUUCUCAGCAGCCUGAAACUGCCGUCCUUGGAAGAGGUUCUGGAUAGCUUGGGGCUUGGACCCAGUGGCCCACCAAUCCCUCCUCCCAUGCUGUUCUCGGUGGUCCCAUACCCCAAAACAAGACCAUUGCUGAGCCCCCAAAACUGCUUUGCCCUCUUGGUGCCUCCGUCUUUGGCUGAGGUGAGGAGUGAGGCAGAUUUGGAAGUGAAGGACCAGAGUCCCAUUGUAAUUGCUAAGGAUGAGUUGGCAUCUCCAAGCAGAGGAAAAGUGAAGAAGGCUCUGGUAAAGGAAGAGCCACCCAAAGAAAAUGCAAAAGAGAAAAGACGAUCUGCAGCCAAGAAAGGAGUCAAGAGUGCAGACAUUCAGCCUGCAACAGUCAGCACAGUCACCCCCUUACCUAAAACUGACCAGUCCAUGUCUGUGGAUAGCCAGUCAGAGCGUGGCCAGAGGCUUACUCAUUUCCGUUGGCUGGUGCCAGCAAAAGGAGAAGUGACUUUACGGAUUUGUUUCAACUCCACUGCGAAAGGCUCUUUUGAGCAAACACUCAGUUUUGAGGUCAUGGGGACCAAGCGCUGCUAUCAACUCUGUCUUAGAGGCAUCUGCGAUUACCCAUCGAUUAGCAAAGAUCAUAAGACAGUGUUUGCUCACUGUAAGAAAGUGUUGCAGCCUGAAGAUGGCUUACAGAAAACCUACAUAGUCCGAUCAGGCCUGUAUGACUUUGGCCCGGUGCUCUGUGGGAAGAACAGAGACAGGUACAAGGAGAAGUACCCAGAAAAUACAGAGAGACUAGUAAUACACAACAACUCCCCAUUGGAGGCAGAGGUUAAUUUCUUGUUCCAGCAUGACACCAAGGCCACCACAUUCUUCCUGGACCCACCAAGCAUGGUCCUCAAGCCCAAGGAGAAAAAGGAGCUUACAGUACUGGCGUAUCCCACCAGCCCAGGCCUCAUAGAAGACAGUGUGGUGUGCUGUAUUAAGGAAAACCCAGAGCCUGUAAUCUUCCGUUUCGUCUGCAGAGGAGUGCGGCCUGAGCUCGAGGUGGAGCGCAGGCAGCUUCACUUUGACAAGACUCUCCUGCACAGGAGGGAAACAAGAAGUUUGUGUCUGCGGAAUCCCACCGCUCUGCCAGUAGCCUGGAAACUCAGUGGCCUGGAGGUGCUGGGUGAUGAAUUCAGUGUGUCACAAGACCAUGGUGUCAUCAUGCCCCAGUCUGAAUUCUCCCUUAACAUGUACUUCAAAGCUGUGAAAUCCAUAAGUUUAAAGAAAACCAUACAUCUGGAGGUAUCAGAUGUGGGAAACAUUCUUGGCCUUGUUCAUACAGAAAAUAUUCAGGUUAUAGCAGAGGCAUAUGAUGUUGCCCUGGACACAGGCUUUCCCCAAGGUGGUCUGGACUUCGGAUCAGUCAAAGUAGGAGAAGAAGUGAAGAUAUCAACUCAUCUGAAGAACAAGGGCAAAUAUGAAAUAGCCUACAUGUUCAUGCUGGAGCCUACAGAGCCAAACAUGCCAGAUCUUAACUCUGUCUUCACUAUCACACCCCAAAGAGGCUCCCUGUUGCCCAGUGACCGACCCACCACUGUCCAGUUUAUCUUCUGCCACAAUAGGGAGGUGUCCAUCAGAGAUCAGCCAAUCCUAAAGUGCCAGGUGAUUGAACCAAAUGUAGGAGGAAUAGUUGCCGUCAUACCCAUUAACGUAUCUGCACAGUGUCUGUUCAGCAAGUACAGCAUCACCCCUCCAAACAGCGUCAACUUUGGUGCUCUUGUCUACGGCUCUCGCAAGACACGAAACCUGACAGUGGAGAACCUGGGUGAAUUUGAAAUUCGUUUUACUAUUUCCAGAACGUCUAAAGAUCCUCCAGGUCCUGCACAGAGAAACGGUAUAGGGAAGAAGUCAUUAAGGGACAGUCAAUCUGCAAAGCCAUUUCCUCCCAACAAACUCCGGAGAGCUGACUCUGUCCAGAAAGACACUGUGGUGUCCACACAGGGCCGUAUGUCUAUGGGGGUGUUCACUGUGUCUCCAUGCUUUGGCCUCCUGCCCCCUGGUGGCAAGCAACUGAUCAGCGUGGAUUGUGUGGCAGAGCAUGUAGGGUUUUGGCACGAGUGCCUGGCAGUGGACAUAACUGACAGAGACCCAUCUGACAGCCCAGGAGGGAUUUCUUACAGUCUAGUGGCAGAUAUCUGUGUGCCAGAAAUUGCCUCCAAGGACAUUGCAUCUAUCUUUGAAGAGCACCGGUUAUCUCAGAACAGUAACAUGUUACACUGUGAGCAGUAUCGGAAUGCUGUGAGCAUUUUUAUCCAGGAAGAGAACAAGUUUGUCUUCAACAAUGUUCUGGUCGGCCAGUUAGCCAAAGCCCGCCUCCGCCUCACCAACCCUGGCAAAGUGCCAUGUGAGCUCAGUCUGCAGGUCAAGUCUGUGUUAGCCAAGACAUCCGAACGCCGCUCUGAUGCCUUUGAGGUAACCCCGACAAGACUAAGUAUCGCCAGCUAUUCGCACGACUUCGUUACCAUCACUUUCUGUCCUCAGGCCAUGCAGACCUACCUUGGAGUGUUUGAGGCAACUCUAGAGGGGGCAAGUGGUAUGUCUCCUAUGGGCAAGAGCAAAGUUCUGGUGUUUGAUUUGCUCGGAGAUGGAAAUUUGCCCUCCAUCACUGUUGUGAAACCAGUCCAGAGGACCAGCCAAGGACAGCCAGUGCUGCAGUUCAAUAGACUACUGGUCGGCAGUAGACAGACCCUUCCUCUGGUAAUCAAAAACAUCAGCAGUGUACCUGCACAGAUCAGCUUUGAUUUACUUGACAAGAUGGGAGUGUUUGGUCUUCGAAGUGCUCCAAACACAACCUGCACCCACGUGUCCUCCACACGCAUAGGCAGAGACCCUGGAACAGCAACGCUGAUGGCUCAUGUGGCAAGCUUGACCCUAAAAGCUGGCCAACAGGCAGAGUUUGAGGUGCAGUUUUGCCCUGAGGUGGCUCAGAGUUUUAAUGCCAGCCUGCGGCUAGUGGUGCAAGACAACCACUAUGAAGUGAUACUGGUCCAGUUGCUGGGCGAGGGCUACCAUGACAUUAUUUCUUUGGACAAUAUCAGCAACAAGUUUCCUCAGGAUCAGGAAAGUACUGAAGCAGCCCCCAUAGACAGGUCCAACCUCCUUAACUUUGGAGACUGCCAUGUGAGCUGCCUCUACAAUGAAACUUUUACCAUGAGUAACCACAGCAACAUUGAAGUUAUACGGUUUGAGUGGCCUCCUGAUGUCCCACAGCUGCGCUUCUCGCCCAGGAUAGGACACCUCCAUGCUGGCUGCACCAAAGAGGUUACAGUGAGCUUUAUCUCAGAGCAGCCCGUUGUGCUGAGCACGCAGGUUGUCAAGUGCAAACUCAGCCGCAUAACCUUCCAGCAGCCUGUGGACCAAGUUCCAGAUUGGGAUGACCGUCGUCACACCAUCAAGUGGGUGGAUGCUGACAGGCAGGCCCUGCCCCAGCAGCCAGCCAAGAAAAAGGUGGUAGAGACUGAUCCAGAGCCUGACCACACUGUGGUGGACAAUUCUUCUAGAGAGCUCGAGCUGACGGUCAGUGCUGUGUGUGAUUAUGCCCAGUUUGAGUGCCAAGCUGAGCCCAUCCAUUUCAAAGAUACUACGCUCUACCAGACCAGAGUCUUCCAGAUGCAAUUGGCCAACAAAGGCACUGUGAAGCUGGAGUAUGUCUGGCAGGUGAUGUUGGAGACCUCUGGGAAAACCAUGUCCUUUAAUCAUGGAGAGAGAACCAGGACUGGGCCACGGCCAUCCAGCUCUCUGGCAAGUGUGUCAGCUCUUCUUUUGGGAAACCCAGAUCUUCCCCCCUUUAGUGUGGAGCCCAGUGUAGGAAUCAUUAAGCCUGGGGCUACUGAGACCUUCUGUGUUCGCUUCUGCCCGCUGGAAAUAGCUGAGUAUGAGGCCAGACUGCACUGCAGCAUCCCCAAUCUGAAAGAGGGACAAGGUCUCACGAUCACCGCAAGUGGUCUCAGCUUACUACCUUACUGCCACUUCCAUCUGAAGGAUUCGGAUUACCUUAGUGGCAACAGACGCAGCCCUGAUCUUAGGGUUGCCCUGGACCCAAACACUAAAGUAGUAGAAUUUUCCUCUACAGGGAUCAAUACAGUUAUCUACAGGGAGUUCAGUAUUGUGAAUCCCACCAACAAGCCCUACUCAUUCCUAUGGAAAUGUGAAGAUACAAGGACUAAACCCUUUACUUGUCUCACACCAAAGAACACCAUUCAGCCUGGCAAGAAAGUUGAGGUCUCGUUUAAGUUUCACCCCCAGGAGCUGGAUCUGGUGGAGUCAUUCUGGACCUUCCUAAUCCCAGAGCAUAAGCUCUCUGUACCCUUUCUGCUGGUGGGCACAGCUAAUGAACCCGUUGUGUAUAUUGAUCAUGCUCACCUUAAUCUGGGCAGCCUGCUUAUCGGCCAGGAGACCCGUAGAACUGUGUACAUGGUGAAUGGAGAAGACCAACCCUUCAGCUUCUCCAUUUUGGACGUCUCUUGCCGGUCAGAGCCCCUUGGAGACAGUCUUCUGCUGGAGACUAUGGAAGGGACAGUAUCCCCUAGAGACAAGCUCCCCUUGGUUAUAUCCUUCACACCCACCCAGGAAGGAGCAGUGAUGUUUAAUCUGCUCGUAACAGUCACAGGAAGGGUCCAGCCACUCACCCUGAACAUAAAAGCAGAGGGCUACAGCAUGAACGCCAGUGUCCACUGCAAGGGUCCAGAGGGAGCUCUCACUAAGCUCUCCUCUACUGACAUUCACAUUGUGGACUUCAAAACGGUGGAGCUGAGUGAGACGUCCACAUGUUCUUUUGUGGUAUACAACCCAGGAAAGUUCAGCCUGGAUGUGCGAUAUGAGCUAACAGGACCUACAGAUCUGCAGCGCCACCUUCAGGUGGAUCCCAAAACAGCCAUAGUACCAGUGGGAAGACAGGAUCGCUGCAUUCUCAGCUUCUUCCCCCUGCAGAACUGCAUCCUCAAAGAUAUGCGCUUUUCAAUAAGGGUAAAGAAUGGUGCAACCUUCUGUUGUUCUCUGCUGGGUGCAGCCACUGCCCCGGGCCUGGAGUUCUCCUUCCUCAAAUACAACUUUGGAAUGAAUUUCAUCUACUCUGCUGGCAUGGUACCUGCAACACACACACUGGUCAUCAGCAACAAAGGAGAGAAAGGAAUCAGCGUGAACUGCUUAUUCUCUAACACCCCCUCUCUGAAAGCGAGCUUCACCCCUGAGGUGCUACCCCCUGGUGGCAGCAUGGAGGUGCUUUUUACUUUCUACCCUCGGGAAGCAGUGCAGUACCAUGAGAAAGUGGUCUUUGAAAUCAACAAGUGUGCCAAGCAGGUAGUGGAGAUCCUGGGGCAAGGAAUUGCGAUGAAGAUUGAUGUUGAAGAUCCACAGCACAAGGUUGUGAAGCUAGGAGCCCUGCAAGUGGGCCAGAAGUGCAGGAAGCUCAUUCCUUUGAUCAACAACAGUGACUCGUACUUGACCUUCUCUCUCCUGUUUACGCCUACUGCACACGCUCUGUUGGACCCUGGGGUUUUCUCCAUGCGUCCGGAGCGGGAGGUGACCCUGCCAGGCAGAGGGGGAAGAUGUAAGGUGGAGGUGGUCUUCACACCACAGCAGCGCAUGGCCCCCUUCAGCGAGGAGCUGCAACUGAAGUGUUUGGGUACUGUGUGCCCCCUGCUGGUGCUGAAGGGCUGCUGCCACGGUGUGGAGGUCACACUGGACCAGGGGUACCUGCGCUUUGGGGCCGUCUGCCGGAACUGCAAAGCCACACGCCGCAUUAUUCUGCAGAACACUGGCGACAUUGGGGCUAGGUUCGAGUGGGAUGUACAGAGUUUUGCACCGGACUUCAGUAUCUGCCCUGCCAAGGGCUACAUCACCCCAGGAAUGGAGCUGCCUUUGGAGGUGACUUUUGCUCCUGUAGAGGUGAAGCAGAAUGUGCGAUAUGACAAUCUCUGCUGCUCCAUAGAGGGAGGCAAACCUGUGACCAUCACAUUGGCUGGCUCCUGCAUUCCCCCACAAGUAGCUAAUCAAGUGCUAAACUUUGCGUGCCAGGUGCGCAGUCAGUGCACACAAUCUCUUAGUCUGUCCAAUCCCUCAAACCAGAGCUGGAACCUUCAACCAGUGCUGGAGGGGGAGUAUUGGAGCGCCGCACCCUUCUUUGUCGUUGAGCCCUACCAGCAGAACAAAGCCUAUGAGAUUACUUAUGAGCCCAUGACCAUGACCACAGAUGGCAAAAAGCACCUGGGCUCUGUCUUCUUCGCUUUCCCCGAUGGUGCGGGCAUGCUCUACACCCUGCAGGGCACAACAGAGCCACCUAAAGCGGUGGGCACUAUCAGUGGUGAGGUACCCUGCAAGACUCUAUAUACAGAGAUGAUCCCUGUUCAGAACUGGCUCCACAAACCACAGAGGUUCCGUGUUCUAAUGGAGAUGGUGAACCCUGACCGUCCAGACAACACUGUUUCUCUGAAGGGCUUGGAUUAUAUGGACGUGCCUGCGUUGGCCAAGCGGGACUACAAAAUCUCCUUCUUCAGCUAUAAAGAGGGCCAGUACAAUGCCAAAGUGACCUUUAAGAAUGAAGUCACAGGUGAAUAUCUGUUCUACAACCUCAGCUUCAAAGCCACACCUCCAGGAGUGAUGAGCACUGUUGAGAUGGUGGCGUCUGUCAGGCAGACAACAUCUGCAUGUGUGGAGGUGGAAAAUCCAUUACCCACAAACGUGGUGUUCUCGGUUGAGUGUCGCAGUCCAGACAUCAGUGUACAGUCUCAGCUUUCGGUGUCUGCACUGUCCAAGGACACCCUGAAGUUGCAGUACCAGCCUCUGUGUAUAGGGGAGUCCACAACCCGGCUGACGCUACAGAACAGUGAACUGGGUUCCUUCCAUUAUGAGCUGCUGCUCCGGGCCCUCCCUGCCCCUCCUGAGAAACCCCUCUACUUCAAAGCCCCACUUGGCAGCAGCCAAUACCUCACUGCCAAGUUCACCAGCUACUCUCGCGUCAAGACUGAGUACACCUGCAAGACAGACUGCCCGGACUUCUUUGUGGAGAAGACUGUAUCAGCAGCAGCAGCAGGCUCCCAGACAGGCAGUGACGUCAGCGUGAAGGUUCACUUUGAGCCCAGUCAGCUGGGUGAAGUUCGAGGCUUGCUCACAGUUUCAUCCAGCCUCGGAGGGGACUAUCUGUUCCCCCUCUACGGCACCUGCACUCCUCCCAAACCUCAGGGUCCCCUGACCAUCUACGCUGGCUCCCACGUCACUAUUCCCUUUAAGAACGUCUUUCCACAGGCUGCUGCCUUCUCCUUUCAGGUAAACAACCCAGCCUUUACUGUCAAGGGAGCGGACACCAUCCCAUCUAAAAAGACGCACAACAUUGUGGUGAGCUUUGAGGGCCCUCCGGAAGGCUCCAAGACCCUGUGCACAGGAAAGCUGACCAUCUCCAGUCCACGGACAGACGGACAUGGACAGGCCAUCUUCUGGGUGUACUACCUCAAGGGCAUCUGCCCUGAGCAGCCUCAGAGAGAGAAGUAAUGAUUGGGUGCCAUGUUCUGCUGCACUGCAUAAUGCAGUAAAUCAGUUUAACCAGUUCUGGAGAAAUACAUUUAAGGUUACAUACUAGGUGUACAAAAUAAAUAAAUAUGCCUUAGAAAGUAGAAUUUAUGUCCAUUUGUAUAAACAGCUUUGUGUAUGUGUUCUGUAAAGUCACUUUAAAGUGUAGCUGUAAAAGCUGCAAGGCCAGUCCUUGAUUUCUUCUGACCUCCACCAGGAGGUGCACUUGCUGCCCUUUUGCAACACCUCUAACAUUACAUUAUUACAUGGAACAGUAGAUGCUCUCCACUCUUUUAAGAGACAUUUGAAUGUCUGUGUUCACAUAAUACAUUUCUGUGAGUGAGUGCUUGUUAUAAAAUGGCUCAGGUUUUUAGUGCAUGUGAAUCUAAUAUUUUUCCAAUUUCUUUUUUUUUUUUUUGCCGCAGUCUGGCGAGACACUUCAUGGACUGUAAGAGAGCUUUUAAUGAGAGAGUGGGCGAGCACAGCCCAAGCAAGGGCAGCCUGACAUUAAGCAAUAGUCCUCUUAGGAGCACAGUUUAAAUUGGCUCUCAAUUUUGCUGCAAUUUGUUCCCUGCACCCUCAUCUCCAAACACCCUCUUGAGCCCCGGCCAUUAAGCGGGUCAGCUGACAAUAUGAUAAUGUUGAACUGCUUAUGAUACAGUACAGUACAGUACAGCACUAGUCCUGUACACCACUGUGUAGAACAUGCAUCAUAUCUGCUACAAGCUCUUACAGGUAAAGUUCAAUAAUAAAAUAUAAUAAUAAAAAGACCUAAUUGUUGAAAUGGACUUGUCAUUCUUAAUACCCUCUUUGUCAUUAACCAAGUACCCAUAGUAUUUCACAAAGAACUAGAAAAAGUGGAUUUUAAUGGAGGGAAACCUUUAAUACCUUUUUGGCAUUAACAGAGCAGGCUGUGUCAGACUGAGAUGAAUCUAAAUACUCUUUAUAUGCGUCCCCAACACUCAUUAGCCAUUUUCAGAGUAAUCAAGGCAAAAUGUCUCUCUCUGACUGAGCCAUCAAAGGAAAGCCGGCAACUUCAGCAUGGAGCUUACUGUGCUUUCAAGUGCAUCUUAGAUGGUACGUUUCUCUAAGGUGACACUCGUUUCCCUGACUUGUUCAUGGGUCAUGUUCAUGUGGUUUACUUGGGAGGUAAUAAAAAACAGAGAAUGACAAGACAUUUUAAUGUUUUUUUUUUUU